Messenger RNA from Chiloscyllium plagiosum (whitespotted bambooshark), 3085 nucleotides. NCBI's taxonomy places the organism in Eukaryota, Metazoa, Chordata, Chondrichthyes, Orectolobiformes, Hemiscylliidae. The record is from RefSeq and is a predicted model, not a curated record.
GUCUGGGGUCGGGGGUCGGUGCGGUAACAAAGGCGCUGAGCAGCCCCUCCCCUUCAGCCGGGCCCGGAGUCAGGGACAACCUUUACCUUCAGCCCCUACAACACCCCGACCGACUCUUCCCUCUGAGCUGCUGCUGGUCAUUGACAGCGAUCGGGAACAGUAACCCCCCUCCAGGAGAAUUAAGGAAACCAUGACCUCGAAAGUGCAGUUGUUGUGUUGGGGUCAAACCAAUUUCGGGCAGCUGGGGCUGGGUGACGUACAAGAGAACGUCGUGGUUCAGCCAAGGACGUCUUCGUUCUUCAGCGGUAAAACCGUGCGCGAGGUCUCCUGUGGGAGAUACCAUACGGCUUUCGUUCUACAAGACGGAAGUGUCUACACAUGUGGAUCAAACAUCUGGGGGCAGCUAGGCCAUGAGAAAGCAGGUUAUAAUCCAGAACAAGUUGCAGCACUAGAUGCCCAGACGAUUGUCCACACAUCUUGUGGAGAAGCCCACACUGUUGCCCUCAAUGACCAAGGUCAGGUCUUUUCGUGGGGAGCAGGAAGAGAUGGUCAGCUUGGGAUCGAUUCCACUGAGGAGACUGUCCGGAUACCAAGGUUAGUCCGGACGUUGAGCGGAUGUGUGGUCAUACAGGUCACUUGCGGAAGCUGGCAUUGCAUGGCACUUACUAAAGAUAGUCGUCUCUUUGCUUGGGGCCAGAAUGCUCAUGGCCAGUUGGGUCUGGGGAAGAGUUACCCCUCUCAGUCCAGCCCCCAGUGCAUCAAGUCUCUGACUGGGAUUCCGCUGGCUCAGAUCGCUACAGGAGGGACGCACAGCUUUACUCUGUCACUGUCGGGGGCAGUGUUUGGUUGGGGGAGGAAUAACUGUGGUCAGCUCGGACUCAGUGAUGAUAAAGAUCGAGAUGUCCCCAAUCAUGUCAAGUUCCUGAGGAGACAGAAAAUUGUUUACAUUAGCUGUGGUGAGGAACACACAGCAGCUCUAACCAAGAAUGGAGGUGUUUUUACUUUUGGAGCUGGUCUUUGUGGGCAACUGGGACACAACUUCAUAAAUAAUGAAAUAAAUCCUCGCAGAAUCCAGGAAUUGAUGGGAAGUGAAGUCUCUCAGAUAAGCUGUGGAAGACAACACACACUUGCCUUUGUCCCUUCUACUGGCCUACUCUAUGCAUUUGGACGUGGCAACAGAGGUCAGUUAGGAUCGGGACACACAGUUAACUCUCAGGUUCCGUAUAAAGUAGCUGGAAACUGGGUAACUCACACACACAAGCCACAUCCUAACGAUCAGUCCAUGUAUCGUGUGCUGAAACAUGUUUGCUGUGGAGGAGAUCAGAGUUUCGCCCUUUUCUUUUACCAUGAGAAUUCACAAGUCCCCGAUGAUUUCCGCUGUUUGGAUCAUUUGAAGCGUGUCAGGAUAAUCAAUAACAACGUGAAUUGGUGGAUGCUAAGCCUUUCAGGGAAGGACAUUCUUAAUGAAUUAAAUGCAAUAUUUUCAUCACCUGCGAGUUUGAAUGGCAGUUUCCUUGAUCAUCGUAAUGAUGAGCACUUUAAAACUAGUGCUCGAAAUCCUGGAAUUGACUUGAAGGCUGCCAUGUUGUUUUUUGAGAAGAUGGUGAAUUCUCCGUAUGCCAAAUUACUACAUCAGGUUACUGUGACUUUAGAGAAUCAUUUGAUUUCCCAGUUACCGACUUCUCCCCCUGAUGUCGAGGCCAUGAGAGCCUUUUUGAUUUUACCGGUGCUUCCCCUCUUCCGAGAGUCUAAGAAUUAUUUGACCUUUGCUCUGCCAUUCGCUGCAGCCAUUCUCCACUUGGAUGCCAACCCGAGCAAAGUGUUGGACAACUGGUGGUGCUGGGUAGAUGCUGGCUAUUUCUGCCAGUUGGUGGAGCUCUAUAAAGAUGCAGUGGUCUACCUUUUAACCCGGAUGAAGACCUCACUGCUGGCUCCUGUGUUUAGCCAUUACAUCAUUGACGCUCUCCGGAUUUUGGAAAAGCUACACAAGGUUAAUUUGACUGUGAACCAUACUGACUAUGAGGCAUUCUACAUCCACGAACUGAAUAACUUAGUCAAUAUUGAAACAGAUUUUCUUUACUGGGCAUCUCAACAUGCUGGAGUAAAAAUUCAGCCAGCUAUCGCAGAAGUCCCCAUUGCUUUCUGCUCCUACCCUUUUGUCUUGAAUGCUCAGGCAAAGACAAAGAUGUUACAGACAGAAGCUGCGUUACAGAUGCAGAUAGCGGUGAACAGGACAAGCCUGGAGAACAUCUUUAUGCUUCUCACCCUGGGCCCUUUCCUGACCAGCAGCCCCUUCCUGGUUUUGCAUGUUCAGCGGAGUAAUCUGGUCAGUGAUGCCUUGAGGGAGCUCAGCAUUCAUUCAGAUGUUGACUUGAAAAAACCCUUGAAGGUGGUGUUCCUGGGUGAGGAGGCUGUGGACGAUGGAGGUGUGACAAAGGAAUUCUUCCUGCUGUUGCUAAAGGAGCUGUUGGAUCCUAAAUACGGGAUGUUCACAUACUACGAGCAGUCUAGGCUUUUGUGGUUUUCAGAAAAAACGUUUGUGGAGUUGAACUGGUUCCACCUGAUUGGGAUCCUGUGUGGCCUGGCCAUCUAUAACUUCACCGUGGUGGACUUGCACUUCCCCCUUGUGCUGUACAAAAAGUUGCUGAGCGUGAAACCCACUCUGGAGGACCUGAAAGAACUUUCUCCCACUGAGGGCAGGAGCCUGCAGGAUUUGCUGGAUUACCCCGAUGACAAUGUUGAAGAAACGUUCUGCCUCAAUUUUGCGGUAAGGAGCGCGAUAUACAAAGGGGAUUACCAUCCUGCACAUCCUACAAUAAAGAUAUUUUGGGAAGUAUUCCACGAGUUUCCUUUGGAAAAGAAGAAGUUGUUUCUGUUGUUUUUGACCGGAAGUGACCGCAUUCCUAUUUAUGGGAUGGCAAGCAUUCGGAUGACCAUUCAGCCCACUGCUGGAGGGGAAUGCUACCUGCCCGUGGCUCAUACCUGUUACAACCUACUAGACCUCCCCAGAUACUCCAAUAAAGUGACGCUGAGCAUCAAACUCACUCAGGCUAUCAAUCACCACGAAGGCUUCAGCUUGGUAUGA